CUAAUCAUCAUAAACCAAAACGAAAAAACUCAAAAUUGUAAAUAUUUUGUUUGAUCGUUUUGACACGUAAUUUGUUUCUAUGUACUAAGUUUGCAAUUAUAAUUUACAAUAUUUUGAAGUGAAAAACAGAGUAAAAUAGUUCCUCUUGUAAUUUAUUGAUAAUUGUAAUUGCAAUAAAUUAACUAUAAAAAUAUGGCUGAGAACGUUAAUAUAGAUCUUUCGGGAGAAAUCAAUGCCACUACUGAAAAGAAAGGUUUACAAAAGUAUGUGAAUGAAGUAGAAUUACUACUGCAGCAUGUGCGAAGUGGUGCUGCUCCAGCUCUGGUGCUAGGUCUGCUAUCUAACAGACGACCAUGGACACAAUUUAUUGCCACUGAAAACUUUAAGUCUCCUGCUUCAAUUCCUCGGCUUACAAGACGUUUUUAUAGAAAUAUUGAAUAUUUCCAAGCCAAUUAUUUGGUGAUAUUCCUAGGACUAUUUGCAUAUUGUCUAAUAACUUCACCACUGCUUCUGAUUGCAAUGGUUGCCAGCUUUUUUGGAUAUAGAAAAUUAACAUCUGGACCAAAUACAUGGAAGAUUGGAAGUUGGGAAUUAAGUAAAACUCAGCAGUAUGCUGUGUAUGCUGCUGCAUCAAUGGCUUUGUGCUGGUUGGCUGGUGCUGGGGCUGUUCUGUUUUGGGUCUUAGGAGCUACUGUCACUGUUGUGGCUCUACACGCAAGUUUCUUUGAUGCAGAGAGCCUUCCACCUUCAGAUGAGCAGUUCCCAAUGAUUGAGCAAGUUUGACAGGAUCACUUGCCACUGUUUCUGCCAUCACCUGGUCGCAUGAUACCUCUUGAUCCACCGUUGUUGAGUUGAAUCUAUUGGUGCAAUUUUCAAAUUAAUUUAUUUGGUUAUAUGCACAAGCUUUAUCACUAAAAAGUAGUGUUUUUUAUAAGAUAUAAUCAUGUUUUUUUUUAAUUUAAUUAAUAUUGGGAGAGUCUGGAGUAAAAAGGAAAUUGCUCCACCAAUAAGGUUAAUAAUUAAAUGAUGUUUGUAAGUAUAAUAGAAAUGUAGUGAUAAAGAAAAUAAUUAAAUUAUUGAAUUAUUUAUAUCAAGAUAUGU
Papilio xuthus (Asian swallowtail) is the source of this 1101-nucleotide messenger RNA. Its product is annotated as prenylated Rab acceptor protein 1. The coding region runs from base 193 to 783 and encodes 196 amino acids. The record is from RefSeq and is a predicted model, not a curated record. The transcript has 6 exons. NCBI's taxonomy places the organism in Eukaryota, Metazoa, Arthropoda, Insecta, Lepidoptera, Papilionidae. Gene Ontology annotation, cellular component: Golgi apparatus.